AUGAAGAAGAGGACCAGCAGUGACAUUGGCACUAAUGCCCCAGACUACAAAGUCGGCAAACGAAGAAAGGCCAGCUCCAACAAAGGCAAGUCGAAGGCGGCUGUCAGUGAGAUUGGUGCAUGGCCAGAGCAUUUCCAAUCAGCAUUGAACACCGUACUCGCGUUCGUUUCUUCCCGGAAACAUUUGGCGACGACCUUCCCGGUCGUCCGUACUUCUGUUGAAAACCUCCUUCAACAGCCCUUGGAAUUGGUCAAGGUAGCGGAACUCAAAGCACUGCUGCCAGACGUCAUCAAAUUCGCGUAUAUACCCAAAGUCGAGCAUAACAUCCAUGGUGAAUCGAGGCCGGAUCCCUUCACGCCAUCAUCAUCAACGGGUCACAUCGAAGAUGAUACCGACCAUGUCCUCAUCUUAGACUUUGCUGAAAAUUCCAAAGGAAGGAAGAGUCAGAACCCGGGAUUUUCACUUGCCCCUCCGCCUGCAUUGACACCCACGGCCGCGAAGAAGCUUGUGGAGAAACGGAACACUCUUUUGGUACAAGCAAUCAACGAGUUGAUUGCGGCAACGCCUUCUGGCGAAGAUCCAGUGGCAUUACUACAAUCUGCUGGCCGGGACCAUAUUCCGAUUAACCCCUCCGCGUCUCACGCAACAUUCUCCGAAUUUUCCGAAGCUGUUUCAUCUCAAGUUCCGGAUCCAAGUCAUCGGCCAUCCAUCAGCUCUAUCCUCUCAGAAUUAGAAUCUCAGUCUUGGUAUAGGAAUCAAAUUGUGGAAAGAAGAGAAUUUGAUGUCCGGGAUGGGAAAGCAGGUGAUCUAGAUGAGCCGCUGUCGCCAAACAUCAAGCAAGCUCUAGCGACGGCAAGGAACAUCUCUUCCUUGUACACCCACCAGGCCACCGCCAUCAACGCCCUUGCAAAAGGAGAGAAUGUGAUCGUGUCCACCAGCACUGCGUCCGGUAAAAGUGUCAUCUAUCAAGUACCCGUACUACGCUUCCUUGAGGAAGACGCAAGUGCUACCGCCAUUUUCGUUUACCCUACGAAGGCUUUAGCUCAGGACCAGAAGACUGCUAUGGAACGACUAUUGGUCUCAUGCCCUGGGCUCGAACACAUCCAGGUAGCUACAUAUGAUGGUGAUACAUUGUCAGAGUACCGCACAGGGAUACGUGAAGCGGCAUCCAUCAUAUUUACUAAUUUCGACAUGAUACACGCAGCGAUUCUUCCUCACGAGGAGCUUUGGCGAAGCUUCAUGACACGCCUCAAGUUGUUUGCUGUAGAUGAACUUCACUAUUACUCGAACCUAUUUGGGAGUCACGUUGCCCAAAUAAUGAGGCGAUUUCGAAGAGUGUGUGCCGCCGUUGGUAACAGCAACGUGAGGUUUGUGUCCUGUAGCGCAACCAUCAGUAACCCCAGCAUGCACAUGAAGAAUAUUUUCGGCGUUGAUGAUGCUGUAUCCGUCACCGAAGACGGAGCUCCUUCUGGACACAAGGACUUCAUCAUAUGGAACCCUCCGCUCAAUGACGAAGCGGAGCCUGCUCUGGGCCGUAGGAGCUCGCUUAGCGAAGCUACUGGUUUAAUGAGAUACCUGAUGAAACGGGGGAUACGGUGCAUUUUGUUUUGCAAGAUCAGGAAAGCUUGUGAAUUAGCAAUGAAGACACUUCGCGCUGACUUAAGUGCGGAGGGACGCCAUGAUAUCCUUCAGAAGACUGUCGCCUAUAGGGGAGGUUAUUCGCCCGAGGAUCGGAGACGUAUCGAGACUGACGCAUUCUCCGGAAAUCUCCUGGGGAUUGUUGCUACCAAUGCUCUGGAGCUCGGCGUGGAUAUUGGUGUACUCGAUGCGGUCAUAAUGCUGGGGUUUCCUGUGACCAUAGCGAGCUUUCGCCAGCAAGCUGGAAGGGCUGGUCGAAGGGCACAAGACGCAUUAGCAGUUCUUGUUCCAGACAUGUUUCCUGUCGACCAACACUACCUCCAUCACCCAGAGGACCUGUGGGACGGCCCUAUCAACGAUAUAUUUGUCGAUCUCCAGAGUGAAGUUAUUCUCGAGGCCCACCUACAAUGCGCCGCGCAUGAAAUGCCUGUUUCCACUGAAGAUGAAGUCUAUUUUGGAUCUUCCCUCAAGCACAUAUGUGAAACCCGUCUGACAAAGGACGCGGACGGAUGGUAUCACCCACACACUAAGUUCCUCCCAUCCCCCUCCCGCCAUAUAUCUAUUCGUGGUGUGCAAGAAGAGAAGUAUGCCGUGGUCGACGUAACGAAAGAUACAUACCCGGUCAUUAUUGAAGAGACUGAAGUAUCUAGAGCUCUCUUCGAAAUAUACGAAGGAGGUGUUUUCAUACAUCAAGGACUGACGUUCAUCGUCCGGGAAGUCAGCCACGAUACAAAAAUGGCCAAAGUCAUUAGGGCAGACGUCAGCUGGACUACUGAGCCUCGAGACUUUACAGACAUUAAUGCUGCUCAGACCUAUCGCUUAAAGGCACUUAAAGAUUCGCCACAGAGAUCCUUUUUCGGCAAAGUGCAUAUCUACACCAAAGUGUUCGGCUUUUUCAAAGUUAGGCAUAAGCAAAUCUUGGACUCGGUAGAUGUAGAAACGCCACCUUGGGAACGCGACUCCACCGGAAUGUGGCUCGAUGUCCCCAAAUCAGCAUUGAUGAUCAUGGAAGAGGCGGAUAUCAACGCGGCCGAAGCCAUACACUCUGCCCAGCAUGCCUUCCUCAAUCAGUUUGCAAUGGCGGCUGAUCUCAGAACGGAAUGCAAGGCUGCAGAGAAAGAGUACAAGAAAGCCGAAUCAUCUAGGAAGAGACCUGCACGUCUCAUUUUCUAUGACACUCCUGGUAGAGGUGGUGGCGUUGCCGCGAAAGCAUUCGACCAAUCCUACGCAAUUCUUCAUAAGGCCAUGAGCACCGUAGAGGGUUGCAGCUGUUUCGAGGGAUGCACAAACUGCAUUUUAAGCCCUGCGUGCAAGGAAAAUAAUGCGGUAUACUCCAAGCUUGGGGCACUUAUCGUGCUCAAAGGUAUCCUGGCUUUGAACAUCGACGUGAAAGAGAUCUCCCAGGAAACUAGGCCCAUGCGAGGCUUGCCUACAAUAGUUGAGGCCGGUCCUGUGCCCGUCGUAAGUGGCGUUGAGGUGGAGCCGGCCAAGUCAUAA
Pleurotus ostreatus (oyster mushroom) is the source of this 3135-nucleotide messenger RNA. RefSeq lists its product as uncharacterized. Gene Ontology annotation, molecular function: nucleic acid binding; ATP binding. The coding region runs from base 1 to 3135 and encodes 1044 amino acids. Lineage: Eukaryota; Fungi; Basidiomycota; Agaricomycetes; Agaricales; Pleurotaceae. The transcript is spliced from 35 exons. The record is from RefSeq and is a predicted model, not a curated record.